Messenger RNA from Knipowitschia caucasica, 3609 nucleotides. The record is from the annotation of a GenBank genome assembly. NCBI's taxonomy places the organism in Eukaryota, Metazoa, Chordata, Actinopteri, Gobiiformes, Gobiidae.
AUGAGUAAAACAGCGUCCGCAGAGCUGGCUCAGGGCACAGGGCUUAUCCCCAUCACAUGUAUCUGUGAAGACAACACACUGUGCAGCACGAGGAGCGCGGCAGAAAGAAAAGAGGUUGGAUCGGGUCUGGAGCAUGCCACGCUGACACACUUCUGUCGGACACAAGAGGACGUCCUCUGUCCCCGGGACUCGGAGAGCGUGAGACCACCUCCUCCAGCCCGGGCUCUCUCCUCCUGCACCAUGCCUUCGCACUGGUCUCUCAGAUGCGGACUUCCAAAGAGCUUGUCCCCUGUGCUGUGGCUGCUGCUCCUGGGAAGAUGCGUCUCAGCAGAAGAUAAAGCGCCCCCCACUCUGCUCUCCUCUACCUUGUCCUUUGCACUCACCCCAUCGACAGCAAACCAAGACACCACAGCAGUGACCACUGGUCUGACUCGCCAUGUCCCCUCUGCGCUGCCCCACGGCCUGCUGCCUCUGCUGGGCAGAGGGCUCAGUCUGAGCUCCUCCCGACAGAAUGAGGGACUGAAACAAAGGGACAAAUCCCCAACAUUAGCUGCAGCAUCAGGUCAAUCCAGCUCACCUACUGACACGGUUCACAAACUCACGCUGCAUACGGAGACACACACGGACAGCCCUGACCCUCAGCCCUCUUUGACCAGCAUCAUGGAGACAGACACAGGCAGCCCUCAAGCAGUGCCCCGCUGCUUGGUCAGUCUCAACGGCCCAGAGGGAUAUAUAGACUCGUCUGAUGAGCCCCCAUUACCAGAUGGCCCCUUCCUCCAUUGUACCUACAUCAUCACUGUGUACACAGGAUAUGGAGUCGAACUGCAGGUGAAGAGUGUGAACCUGUCAGACAGUGAGCAGCUCUCCAUCAGAGGAGCAGAUGAAACCGGUGCCCUGCUGGUCCUGGCCAAUCACACUCUGCUGGUGGAGGGUCAGGUGAUCCGCAGCCCCACCAACACCAUGUCAGUGUACUACAGCUCUGGGCCUGAGGGAAGCAUAGGCACCUUUCAGCUGCAUUACCAGAUUUUCAGAUUGAGCUGUCCCAUCCCUAAAAGGCCGCACUUUGGGGAGGUGACUGUCUUAGACCUGCUCCCCAGAGGCACAGCCCGCUUCCACUGCCACAUGGGCUACCACCUGCUGGGGCACGGGCUGCUCACCUGCCUCAAUGCCUCUCUGCCCGUGUGGAGUGGGAAAGAGCCCACCUGCCGAGCUCUUUGUGGAGGAACGGUGAAAAAUGCCACUGUUGGCAGGAUCAUCUCCCCCACCACUCACCAUGGGGCCAAUGCAACACAUGAUCGGUCCUGCUCCUGGUCACUGGAGGCCCCCAAAGAUCAGAGGCUUCAUCUUCAUCUGGAGAGACUGACGUUGGGACCCACUGACAGAUUGGUGCUGUGGAGUGGUCUGGAUGCAGGCUCUGUAGUGCUUUUUGACUCUGGGCGUGGAGGGCAAAUCCCCUUUGAAGGAGUCAUCAGUGAGGGGCCUGCAGUGCGGAUCCAGUUUAUCACAGAUCAGCCCAAUCACAACACAGGGUUCAACAUCCGCUACGAAGCUUUUGAGCGUGGUCACUGCUACGAACCGUACCUCCAGAAUGGAAACUUCACUGCGUCUGACCCGUUGUAUGGUGUGGGCACUAUUGUCCAGUUCACUUGUGACCCGGGACAUUCGCUUGAACAAGGCCCUCCAGUCAUCGAGUGUGUGAGUGCCAGAGAUCCAUACUGGAACGACACAGAGCCGCUGUGCAAAGCGCAGUGUGGUGGUGACUUGACUGGACCAGGCGGGGUGAUCCUGUCUCCUAAUUGGCCGGAGUGGUACGGGGAGGGGGAGGACUGCGGCUGGAGGAUCCACGUCAGCGAGGACAAACGAGUUCUGCUGGAUGUACAACUCUUGAACAUCAGCGACAGUGACAUGCUAACCAUCACAGACGGAGAUGAGGUCAUGACUCACGUUCUUGCUCGAUACGUCGGAGGAAGCAGCCCCUUCAAGCUCUCGUCCACUACACCCGACCUGACCAUCACCUUCCACUCUGACCCCGCAGGACUCGUGUUCGGCAAAGGCGAAGGAUUCAUCAUUAAUUAUAUGGAGGUGUCUAGAAAUGACUCCUGUCCAGACUUACCAGAGAUCCAGAACGGCUGGAAGACCACGUCUCACAUUGCGCUUGUGCGAGGAGCGCGCAUCACAUACCAGUGCGACCCGGGGUACGACCUGGUGGGACGAGAAACGCUGACCUGCCAGCUGGACCUGUCCUGGAGCUCGCAGCCUCCAUUCUGUGAGAAAAUUAUGUACUGCUCAGACCCAGGCCAUGUUGAACAUUCCACUCGGACGUUGUCGGACCCAAAACUGCUGGUGGGAACAACGAUCCAGUACACCUGCAAUGCUGGCUUCAUCCCCCAGGGCGGCGCCACUAUCACCUGCUAUGGACGUGAGCCAGGAACUCCAGUGUGGACGUCCAAACUGCCACACUGUGUUUCUGAGGAGUCUGUAUCCUGUGAGAACCCUGGUCUCCCAGACAAUGGUUAUCAGAUCCUUUCCAAGAGGCUGUAUCUCCCUGGAGAGUCACUCACCUUUGCCUGCUACCAAGGCUAUGAGCUGAUUGGAGAAAUGGCUAUUAAAUGCAUUCUGGGAAAUCCAUCAUAUUGGAGUGGACCACUUCCUCUCUGCAGGGUUGCAGAAGCGACGGAACACUCCGCUCUUGAUGGUGGGAAAAUAGCCCUAUCCAUCUUCAUUCUAGUGCUGGUACUGUCUGUGCUGCUGGGAGGAGCCUAUGUCUAUAUCACAAGGUGUCGCUAUCACUCCAAUUUGAGAUUGCCUCUCAUCUAUCCUCAUCCUUACCGACAAAUCACUGUGGAAGCAGAGUUUGACAACCCGCUCUAUGAGACAGGCGGACUGGAGAGUCGUGAAUAUGAACGUGAAAACACCAAAAUGCAGAUCUUUGUGAAGACCCUGACUGGAAAGACCAUCACUUUGGAGGUUGAGCCAAGUGACACCAUUGAAAACGUGAAGGCCAAAAUCCAAGAUAAAGAAGGAAUCCCCCCAGACCAGCAGAGGCUGAUUUUUGCUGGAAAGCAGCUUGAAGAUGGCCGCACUCUGUCAGACUACAACAUCCAGAAAGAGUCAACUCUUCACUUGGUGCUGCGUCUACGAGGGGGAAUGCAGAUCUUUGUGAAAACCCUAACGGGGAAGACAAUCACCCUAGAAGUUGAGCCAAGUGACACCAUUGAAAACGUGAAGGCCAAAAUCCAAGAUAAAGAAGGAAUCCCCCCAGACCAGCAGAGGCUGAUUUUUGCUGGAAAGCAGUUGGAGGAUGGCCGCACUCUGUCCGACUACAACAUACAGAAGGAGUCAACUCUUCACUUGGUGCUGCGUCUGCGAGGAGGAAUGCAGAUCUUUGUGAAGACCCUGACUGGAAAAACCAUCACUUUGGAGGUCGAGCCAAGUGACACCAUUGAAAAUGUGAAGGCUAAGAUCCAGGACAAGGAGGGAAUCCCCCCAGACCAGCAGAGGCUGAUCUUUGCUGGAAAGCAGCUUGAAGAUGGCCGCACUCUGUCCGACUACAACAUCCAGAAGGAGUCGACUCUUCACUUGGUGCUGCGUCUGCGAGGAGGAAACUAG